UUCCGUAUUUUUGUAAAAAUUUGUUAUACUGUUUAUCAAAUUUAAUAGUUGAACAAGUUACGAUCAUAAAAUGUUAAUAAUUAACAUUUGGUGCUUAAUUAAAAUACAUUUAAUAAUAAAUUAUCUAUUGACUAUUGUUGUUCCAAUUUUAACUACGAAACCAAGGUUAAAACAAGUGUUUUUUUUAGGAUAUUUUCAAAUGAGCAUAUUACAUGUAAAUAAAUGUGACAUUACAAUUACGAUCUAUGAAAAGUCAAACAUUACAUUCUAAAUAUUGAUUAAUAUAAAUGUGCCCAAUUUGCAUAAUGAUUAUUAUUAUUUUUGGAUAGGUAACCUAAAAGUGUAUAGUUUAAAAUACAAAUACUUUGUACUUAAAUAACUAUAGUAAUGGUCCAUAUUGAAUAUAAAUAAGUACAUAGUGUUUUAAUAUCAGUCUACAAUUUAUAUAAAUGAUACAUUUUCGUUAAUAUAUUAUAAUGAUGAAAAUCGUCAAAAAAAAAGAAAAAAGAAAAGUUCGAUCGGUAAAACUUCAAAUUGAACGCCUAGAUAAAGCUUUUUACUCUUUGUGCCAUGAAAAAAAUAAUAUAAAUUUAAAUUUUGAAAAUUCUCCAAUUGGCCAAGAAGUUAAGUUAUUACGAAAAACGAUAGAAGAUCAAUAUUCGAUUAUUGGAACUUUUAGUGUCACAGAUAUUGUAAACAAAAUGAUUGCGAUUUUGGAACAAAACUCGAAGAGUGAAAUUUUUGAUGGAAAACUAAACGAAAGAAAUAUGUUGAUUCUUGAAUCAAAGGAACUUGAUAAGACUUUGAAAACAAUGAAACGAGAACAGGAAAAGUUAAAAAACCGAUCUUCCCAAUUGAUAAAGGAACAACGUGUGUAUGCACAUUUGGCAUCAUCUAUUUAUCAAAAGAAAAAUGACGAAAAUAUUAUUGAACAAUAAAAUUAUAAUUUUCAGAUGUACCUAAUACAUUUUAUACUUUC
This is a messenger RNA of Metopolophium dirhodum (rose-grain aphid), 979 nucleotides long. RefSeq lists its product as uncharacterized. The coding region runs from base 477 to 938 and encodes 153 amino acids. The transcript has a single exon. The record is from RefSeq and is a predicted model, not a curated record. Lineage: Eukaryota; Metazoa; Arthropoda; Insecta; Hemiptera; Aphididae.